AUGAAGAACAUUGCCGCCAAAAGGAUUAGCAAAGAUCUUAGGCUUCUUCUUGAGGAUGUUACGGCAAGUAGUGAAGGCAAAAACAGGUGCGUAACACAGUCCGCCGUUAUUAUUGCCGUUGACGUGGAGAACGUCUAUAGUUGGGUUCUGAAAGCGAAAGCUCCCGCCGCUAGCGUCUACGGUGGCGCGGACCGCGUGUACGAACUCACGGUGCUCUUUUCCGUGGACUAUCCACAUGAUCCACCAACCGUGCGUUUUCUUACCCCAAUAUACAGCCCCUUGGUGACAAAAGAAGGCGUGAUUUGUGAUCAGAUGGUUCGCAUCAACUGGACCCCUGACAUGCAAGCCUCUGACGCCGUACGCCUCGUCUUGGAUAGAGUGUUUUCCCAAUACAAUAAACACCAUGAGGACGAUGUCUAUCCUGAGGCCCGGCACUGUUUAGAAAAUUGUCCAGAGGACUAUGCUGAAAGAGUGCGACGUGGUCGUUGA
Molecule: messenger RNA, 489 nt
Organism: Trypanosoma conorhini
Lineage: Eukaryota; Euglenozoa; Kinetoplastea; Trypanosomatida; Trypanosomatidae
Product: ubiquitin-conjugating enzyme E2
Exons: 1
Coding region: 1-489 (162 amino acids)
Biological process (GO): protein polyubiquitination
Cellular component (GO): nucleus
Molecular function (GO): ubiquitin conjugating enzyme activity
Source: RefSeq, a predicted model, not a curated record